UCCGGGAGCCGGCGAUAAGACGGCAGCAGGCUAACGACCAAAAAACGCAGAAGGGGAUUUAAAAACGGAAAAAGUGUACCAAGUGCUCGCCGGUCUCUGGUGACUGCGCCCCAGGUCCUGGUCGCAAAGUUUUUUUUUAACAAAGUGAAAAUUUAAUACAGGCGAACUUUGAUCUAAGGCGCACUUCGUAAGUAAAGAGUGCCUACAAAGGUCGUGUAUUAGCUAGAUGCACGGUGAAUUAAGGGAGACAGACCUGGUACUACCCAUCAGAGGCAGAAUCUAAGAAGGCUGUGGUCUUUGUGAUUCGCAAAAUGAACUUCCUCUUGGAGACGCUACAGGUUAUGAUCCUUUCGGUAUAUUACAACGUGGAAGGUCUUUUGAGACUGUUCAUCCCGGCGAGGAAGAAGAAUGUGACCGGAGAGAUCGUGUUGAUCACUGGUGCGGGCAGCGGGAUCGGGCGGCUCAUGGCCCUGGAGUUUGCGGGUCUGGGGGUCACCUUGGUCCUGUGGGACAUCAAUCAGGAAGGCAAUAAGGACACCGCGUGUCUUGCGAGAGAGAAGGGAGCCGUCAGAGUGCAUACAUACCUGUGUGACUGCAGCGACAAGACCGAAGUAUACAGAGUUGCUGAUCAGGUCAAAAGGGAGGUUGGUGAUGUCAGUAUUCUCGUAAACAAUGCUGGCAUCGUGACGGGGAAGAAAUUCAUGGACGCACCAGAUUCUCUCAUUGAGAAAACGAUAGAAGUGAACGCCAUGUCCCACUUUUGGACGUAUAAAGCCUUCCUCCCGGCCAUGAUGGCGAACAACCACGGUCACCUGGUCAGCAUCGCCAGCUCAGCGGGGCUGAUUGGUGUAAAUGGUCUGGCAGACUAUUGCGCCAGCAAGUUCGCUGCCAUCGGCUUUGCAGAGUCUGUGGCCCUCGAGCUGCUGUCUACAGGGAAGGACGGGGUGAAGACCACCAUCGUCUGCCCCUAUUUCAUAAACACGGGCAUGUUUGAUGGCUGCAACACCAAAUGGCCCCGCAUGCUCCCCAUCUUGGACCCACACUACGUGGCAAAGAGGAUCGUGAACGCCGUGCUGACCGAGCAGGCCUACCUCCUCAUGCCUCGCAGCCUGUAUGUGCUGAUGGCCCUGAAGAACAUCCUGCCGGUGAAGAUGGCGGUUCUCCUGGGAGUGUACAUCGGUGCCUUUAACUUCAUGGAUGCUUUCAAAGGCCGUGGAAAGAAACAGCAGUAAACCUGUGGUGAAGACGUGCCGUGGGAAUCAAGGACUAUCCAGGCAGUCCACAAAUCACUCGCAGCUGGGAUGUUUGGGUUUUUUUAAAAUCUAAAUUUUAAAACAGUUUGCGUGCCUAAUUUUAUUAUGUAGCCCUUUGUAGGUCACAAAAAUCUACCUCUGGAAUUCAUAGUUAAAAAAAAAGAUAAAGGUAAAAUGAACAAAUAUA
Megalops cyprinoides (Indo-Pacific tarpon) is the source of this 1440-nucleotide messenger RNA. Its product is annotated as epidermal retinol dehydrogenase 2-like. The transcript is spliced from 7 exons. Lineage: Eukaryota; Metazoa; Chordata; Actinopteri; Elopiformes; Megalopidae. The coding region runs from base 312 to 1232 and encodes 306 amino acids. Gene Ontology annotation, cellular component: lipid droplet. Gene Ontology annotation, molecular function: oxidoreductase activity, acting on the CH-OH group of donors, NAD or NADP as acceptor. The record is from RefSeq and is a predicted model, not a curated record.